AUGCAACACGCCUUAGAACGAGCUCUGGAUCGCGCGGCGUGUGUCAUCGAAAGUGCCCAACAGAGACCUCCUAAAAGGAAGUACGCGUCUAGAGGGGAAAAAUCGGUCUAUGAGAAACUGUAUGACAUAUAUGUUGAAGAAUGCGACAGAGAGCCUGAGGUUGCGGAGGAAUUACGAAGCAACGUGAACUUGCUAGAGAAGCUUGUUCAGAGAGAGUCGUUGUCGCGUUUAGUGGUCAAUCUGCACCCAGGAGAGCAGGGAUACUCGCUGAUGCUCAGGGGAGAAAAUGGCUCGUAUUCGGAGACCAUUCGACUGUCUUAUGAAGAGGGGGAACUGCUCCAGUACUUGGAUGCAGAAGAAUUACCUCCUGUUUUGGUGGGUCUCCUGGAAAAAUCUCAGGUGAACGUUUUUCACUGUGGAUGCGUCAUCGCAGAAAUACGGGACUACAGGCAGUCCAGUGACGUGGAGGCCCCUGGUUACCAGAGCAGGUACAUUCUCUUACGACCAACCAUGCAGACGUUAGCCUGCGACGUAGAGUCCCUAACCAGCGACAGCCAGACAUGGACCCAGGAGGACAAACUGUUGCUCGAGAGCCAGCUGAUCUUAGCCACAGCUGAACCACUGUGUCUUGAUCCUUCUGUGUCAGUAGCCUGCACUGCAAACAGUCUGCUUUAUAACAAACAAAAGAUGAACGCUGACCCAAUGAAGCGCUGCUUCAAGAGGUGCUCGAGCCCGGCUCUGAGUCGGCAGCAGGAGUUGUCUCAUGGCCCACCUCCGCCCGAGCUAACGGUACUGACUUCUUGCCAACCAAGCAAAGAGAGUAACGCAGGUGAGCAGUAUGACCUCAAAAUUUCUGGAGCAGGGAAUUAUGUGGAUGUGUGGGAACAGAGACCCUGUGACUUGGCCGUACCUUCUGAAGUGGAUGUGGAGAAAUAUGCUACAGGGAGGAAGUCUGUGAGCUCUUAUGACUCCCAGCCAACAGGCUGGCCAGCCCAUGAAGUCAGAGAUGAUUCUGUAUUUGAAUGGGAAGCAGGUGAUCAGUACCGGGAUACAAAGAUGUUCUUCAUGCGCUCGCUUAAUGAUCCACUUAUCUCUGGGAAAGAAAUGUCACCUAAAAAAGCCAGAUAUGAGAGACAGCUGUCUCCCCCCCACGCCUCCAGAGGUGACCAUUCAAAGAGUUUCAUGCCUGGGUCGAAGACUGAUGCUGGGACGGUAGUCAUUCGGCCCGAGGAAUUGGUCCAGAAGAACAGCAGUUGUCCAGUCAAGGUGUCACACAGCUCCAGUGGCUCAGCCAGUCUCAGCCCACUUUCUCCAGGGAAGGAAACAGAACGGCCUAAGACCGUGCUGCUUCAGGCCUCAGUCCUGGGGGAGGAAGUCCAACCUCCACCGCCGCCCGUCACGCUGCUCUCGAGCUCAGGCACGAGUUCCUCAGCCAGCAGUUUUCCUCCACAGCAGGCAGGCGGCUUUCAUAAGUCUGCAUCUCCUGCUCCUGCUUCUAAGCCACCAAGUCUUCCCCAGAACUCCCCUGUGGAAGUGAGUCGAGUUAGCACGCUUCCUGCAGCCGCCCAGUCCACUGCUGGCUCAUCACAAACACCGGUGACCACCCAGGUCAGGGUCAGCCCCGUUGGUGUCAGGGUCAUCAAAGUGGUGAAUUCUGUUCCCGGAACCCACGCUUUGGGGAGAGCUCCCAGCCCCUCGCAGGGCUCUGCCACUCCGGCCACAGCUCCCGCGGGAAACUUGCCCAGCAACCUGCCCUUAAGAGGCCGGCCACCAAAAGCGCCACCCACUGCCCUGCAAGCGAAUUCUCAAGUAGGUGUUCGAGUGAUUUUAAAAGAUGCUCCAGGUGCCAGGCCCUUAACUCUGCUCCAGUUUCCACCAGGUUCGCUCAUUGUGAACACCCAGCAGCUGCCUGGGCAGCUGCAGCAGCAGCAGCUCUAUCAGCUGAUUCCAGAGCUACAGGGUCAGCAGCCCUCCACUUCGCAUCCUCAGCAGCUAGUGUCACAGGCUGCAAGUGCACAAGGUUCAGCCAGUCAGAAAACGGCCUUCUGUGCCCAGCAAGCUGUUGUCAUUAACGUCAGUGGAAGUUUUCUGCAGCCCCAGGUGAUUGUGUUCAGCUGCAGCAGCCGCAACGUCAGCAGCAACCACAGCAUCAGCAGCAGCCACGGCAGCAACAACACCCAGCAGCAGCAGCAGCAGCCACAGCAGCCACGACACCUGCAGCAGCCACAGCAUCAGCAGCAGCCACGGCAGCCACAACACCUGCAGCAGCAGCAGCAGCCACAGCAGCCACGACACCUGCAGCAGCCACAGCAUCAGCUGCUGCAGAUACAACACUUGAGAAUCUUGCAGCCCCCAGUGGCUGUGGCACCAGCAGCAGCCCAGACAG
Equus quagga is the source of this 2386-nucleotide messenger RNA. RefSeq names its product transcription factor SPT20 homolog. The record is from RefSeq and is a predicted model, not a curated record. Lineage: Eukaryota; Metazoa; Chordata; Mammalia; Perissodactyla; Equidae. Gene Ontology annotation, molecular function: transcription coregulator activity. The annotation marks the transcript as partial. The transcript has 3 exons. Gene Ontology annotation, biological process: regulation of transcription by RNA polymerase II. Gene Ontology annotation, cellular component: SAGA complex.